Messenger RNA from Guillardia theta CCMP2712, 654 nucleotides. RefSeq lists its product as hypothetical. Gene Ontology annotation, molecular function: Atg12 transferase activity. Gene Ontology annotation, cellular component: intracellular anatomical structure. The transcript has 6 exons. Gene Ontology annotation, biological process: macroautophagy; protein modification by small protein conjugation; protein lipidation. The record is from RefSeq and is a predicted model, not a curated record. Lineage: Eukaryota; Cryptophyceae; Pyrenomonadales; Geminigeraceae. Bases 1 to 654 code for a protein of 217 amino acids.
AUGAAGUACGAGGAGUUCCAGUCGGCGGCCAUGGCUUUCAUGGCAGAGGCGAACGAUCACGGUCAGGAGUGGAAGUGGGUCCCAAACCACCCCAGACCGCUUCAAAAUGUUGGAGCAGACGAUAGAGGAUAUCUUGCCCUAGAAGAAGUUUAUAGAGAGCCUCUGGAAAUUGACAGCACAGAGAACAGAAAUGAAUUGGACGACGAAGAUUCUUGCACUUUUAUUGACCCGUCUGUCAUCAAAUCGGAAACAGCGCAGCCGAAUAUGUACAGGUACCAUGUGGUAUAUGUGGAAGCAUAUCAGUGUCCUGUUCUCUUUCUGCAGGGAAAGAGCAUCGACGGACGAUUAUUGGACACUGAGUACAUCUGGCGGGACUGCUGUGGAUCAAUGAACCACGAACAAAGCUGGCUUACUGACUCGUGCUUACCGACACCCGAAGAGCAUCCCGUUACGGGCGAGCCGUUCCAUUUUGUUCAUCCCUGCAGAAGCAAAGAUUUCAUGGACGCGAUCAUGCAAGCUUUCCUCCCAUCCGUGCAAGAGCCUUGCACGCAAUCCAACCUCAGAUACUUCAAGCUCUGGCUGAGCGUCUACGGGCAAGCAGUUGGGUUGAGGCUCCCGCUCGCAUUACACAGCUCCAACCCACAUCCAACCUAG